Molecule: messenger RNA, 2370 nt
Organism: Drosophila takahashii
Lineage: Eukaryota; Metazoa; Arthropoda; Insecta; Diptera; Drosophilidae
Gene: tau
Product: microtubule-associated protein tau
Biological process (GO): microtubule cytoskeleton organization; neuron projection development
Cellular component (GO): neuron projection
Molecular function (GO): microtubule binding
Source: RefSeq, a predicted model, not a curated record
AAUAUUUACAUAUAUUGUCAUUUACGUCGUCAAAUAUAUAUAUAUUCUAUUGUUUGCGAGCAUUUUUCAUUGUAUUUCUAUUGCAAUAAAACGCCGACCCAAAAUCAUUUUCCAAUCGCUGAAAAACCGUGCAAAGUGCAAAGCAAAAGUGAAAAGGACUAGCCCAAAGAUACACACACACAGGAAAAAUACCGACAGAUCCUGAGGAGGUCCUUUGAGUUUUCCCGUGAGUGCAACAAAUACAGGCACGGUACACACAGAUACAGAUACACACACAAACAUACCAACUCGUUCGUACGACUUUCAAUAUGGCGGAUGUCCUGGAGAAAAGCUCGCUGCUGGAUGCUGUGCCACCACUAGGCGAGCCCCAUUCCUCCCACCCCCCUCAGCUGCCCCACCAGCAGCUGCAACAGGAAGCAGCGGCAGCAAAUGCCGCACCACCACAGCAGCAACAACAACAACAACAAGCACCACCACCAUCGCAUCAGCAACCACAACAGCAACAACAACAGAAGCCUGCAACUGCGAGGGCUAAUCAGGAUCAAAAAGAGGGUGACAAUGACAGCGGCGUGGAUGAGUCCACUCAGGAGAAGGAUCGCAACGGACCCAUCUCGCCCAGUUCGCCGGUGAAGACGCCCACAUCGACCUCAUCGAAACCGGACAAGUCGGGCACGUCCCGCCCACCGAGUACCACGCCCUCGAACAAAUCAGCCCCCAAGUCGCGCAGCGCCUCCAAGAAUCGCCUGCUCCUCAAGACACCAGAACCCGAGCCAGCCAAGAAAGUUCCAAUGAACAAGGUACAAGUCGGACAUGCGCCUUCGCCAAAUUUGAAGGCGGUACGCUCCAAAAUCGGAUCCCUGGACAAUGCUACCUACAAGCCGGGCGGUGGCCAUGUGAAGAUCGAGUCCAAGAAGAUUGACAUCAAGGCGGCACCGCGUAUCGAGGCCAAGAACGACAAGUACAUGCCAAAGGGCGGCGAAAAGAAGAUAGUUACAACAAAGUUGCAGUGGAAUGCCAAGUCGAAAAUCGGUUCGCUGGAGAAUGCCGCCCACAAGCCGGGAGGCGGGGACAAGAAGAUCGAGACCCUGAAGAUGGACUUCAAGGACAAGGCCAAGCCGAAGGUGGGCUCCACGGCCAAUGUGAAACAUCAGCCGGGUGGCGGUGAUAUCAAGAUCCAAACGCAAAAACUAGAAAUUAAGGCACAAAGCAAAGUUGGCUCUUUGGAUAAUGUAAAGCACAAGCCCGGUGGCGGUGAGAAGAAGAUUUUCGAUGAUAAGGAUUAUUUGAAAAAUGUUGAACACUCUGUUGCACUGACAACACCACCAACACAGUAUUGGAAGGCGCCGCGUAUCCAGAGGGCCACCACACUCACCUCGUCCAUGUCCCUGCCAGCGGAGUGCCUGGUCCUCUCCGUGUCCAUGCCCUCGCUCAACUCGGAGCCCAAGCGUCCCAAGAGUGCGGGUCCCAAGAAGAAGCCCGGCCAGGCCGUCCACUCGAAGCCAUUCCGCCUGUAUUGAAGGAUCAAAGGGAAUCCUAUCCGAUGAAGAAGCUGCUCCACACGUUGCACACGAGACGUCACCCAAUCGAAGCACCCAGAGAUUUGUGCACAAGUUGAUAUCGAGGCACGCACUUCUAAAAACAUAUAACAUAUGCAGAAUACAUUUUAUCAAACCGUUGAUUGUUUAGAGAACCGAAAAACGAAACGUGGCAUUUACGAACAAAAUAAACGACCUACUGAGAGGCAAAGUUAAGCACAAAAUGCAGAUGUUUCAUUAAAUAAUUACAGUAUAUAUUUUUCGUAAGUAUUAAAUCAGUUUUACGGCUGCUACAUCUCUGGAGCCAAACUUGCGUUUGAUUUAUUUAGGUAUAUAUGUAUAAUUAGUACAAAAAUUGUCCUGGGAUUUCGUUACUUCUCAGCUUAAUCAUCAUGUUUUUGGAAAAUUGGGCGCUUUUCUUGGUUUCUUUUGUAGGUUUGUAUUCGUUUUUGAUUCUUGUUACAUCGUUUAUUCGAUUAUUCGAGUUGCGUCACAUUUAAAUGCAGUUUGUUGCCUUUCCAUUCACAUAAUCCUUUUUCCUAUACUUACGCCGUAAAAGUUGUUUAUACAAUUCGUUUUGUUUAAAGUUAGGGUAAUAAAUAAGUCAUUAUAAAAUAAUAAACAACAGUUGUUACAUUUUCAAAAGACAUGGUCAAAUGAGCUUCGAGUGAUUAUGAUUAUGAUUCGAGGGUCGAGAGUUAGAAUAAAAAAAAUGCGCAUGCUUGAAUAUCAUUUUAAAAAAGUGGCUUUCUCUAAGAGCUCGUCUUGUCGUCAAGUGAAUUGGCCUGGUUUCAGAUUUGGUAAGCUUGGGAUUAGCUGCCUCAGCUCAUGGCUA